CCGUCAAUAUUUUAGAAGAAAAUCCGCCAAAUUUAGUCUAGUUUUACGAAGCCAAAAUGCACAGAAUAUUAUCUUCCUUAAAACUUGUCAAGUCUUCGCCAGGGGCAAAGAGUCUAGUUUUGUCUAAUCAGAUCAGUUCCCCUGAAACAAUCAAUGAUUGUAUUCUAAAAGAGAUGGAGAUGUCCCACACGUAUAUAGCUGCAACUGUUCAAUGCAUAGCCUUAAUGAAUCCUAACCUCCCAGGGUUUGCUAAUGUAACACGCCAGCUUGGAGUAGAGCACUCAGACAGAGCACAGGGUUGGAUCAGAUAUCUCAGAACUUGUGACUAUGAGGUUUCAAUGGAAAAAUUUCUUACCCCGAUGAAAACCCAGGAUCUGAAUGAUAUGAAAGAAGGCAGUGCGGGAGAAUUGCUUUUACAUGCUUUAAACCAGGCAGUUGAGAAGGAAGAGGAAUUGUUUGAUUGGUAUUUUCAACAAUCCAACAAGUUAAAAGCUGCAGGGGAUUCUGCUGGUUUCAGUGCUAUUGUUAAAAUUCUUCAAAUAAACAGAGUAACUGAUCUACUGGAGAGUAUAGAUCUAAUAAAGUCUGCUAUACAGGAGAACAAGCUGACCCGUCUCGAUGAAGAGUUCUCUAGUAUAAAUAUAAACCCUCCUUUACCUACUCCUAGUCCUAAUAGUAAACCCAUGGGACAGUGUCCAAUGGGGUUUGCCUGAUUUUUUCUUAGCAGAUGUAUCUUUUUUAAAUCUAUAUGUAUAAUAUGUUAUUCAUUUACAGUAAAGAGAAAAAUAAAAACUUCCAUUUUAGGUUUUUGAA
Molecule: messenger RNA, 813 nt
Organism: Eurytemora carolleeae
Lineage: Eukaryota; Metazoa; Arthropoda; Copepoda; Calanoida; Temoridae
Exons: 7
Coding region: 57-713 (218 amino acids)
Source: RefSeq, a predicted model, not a curated record